Carcharodon carcharias (great white shark) is the source of this 948-nucleotide messenger RNA. RefSeq lists its product as uncharacterized. Gene Ontology annotation, cellular component: membrane. NCBI's taxonomy places the organism in Eukaryota, Metazoa, Chordata, Chondrichthyes, Lamniformes, Lamnidae. The transcript has 3 exons. Gene Ontology annotation, molecular function: tumor necrosis factor receptor binding. The record is from RefSeq and is a predicted model, not a curated record. Bases 35 to 649 code for a protein of 204 amino acids. Gene Ontology annotation, biological process: immune response.
CAUCCUCCACCAGUCAAGUUGCAGCCCAGCUUCCAUGAAGACCCUACUCCCCUUGCUCACACCGGGUGAAAUGACCAGGGACGUGAUCGCACCUUUGAGUGAGGCGAAAGCCCCACCAGAGGCCCGUGGGAAGUGCCCCAGAGUAGUGUUCUAUUGGUUUCUGGUUAUAAUGAUAACCAUGGCCCAGGUUCUAGCUGGAAGUUGUCUCUCGUUUUACUUCCUCAGCAGGCAUCUGGAGAAUGCGAUACCCAAAUCAGAGAAAUGUAUAACUCAUUGGAUAGCUGCAUCCAGAUCGCAACAAAGAAUAGGUGAGAAUCAGAUACUCGCGUGGGAGACCUCUGUUGGUAAUGUAUACACUGGAACCUGCACAACGUACAACGAGACUGAAAACUCAUUGGAAAUAAACAUGAAUGGCUUCUACUUCAUCUAUAUCCAGGUGAUGUUGGAGGGUAAUUGGAAGAAUGUGGAACUCAACAUAAACAAUCAAAGCACAGAACAUUCACAAAGCUCAGGAGCGCCGCAUUCUAACACUGUAUACUUUGGGAGCACGCACAAGCUGCGAGCAGGGACAAAGAUUUUGGUCAAAUUAAAUCCUGACCGUGUUCUGGCAGGCGAGACACAAACAUUCCUGAGUCUCUUUCAGUUAUAGAAAGGUCUCCGCCUUUUUCAGACGACCGUAGUGCUGGACCCAUCAGCAAACGCAAGAGGAGUACGGCACUCCAGUUAUGACGUCAUGUUACCAUUGCACAGUGUUCAAUAUUGGGUCAGCAAUGUUGAUUUUUCUCUCAUUGUAAUGCAUUACUUGUAACAUGGAGAAUUGGCUUUCACGAAUAACGAGCGACGUUGUGAAAAUCAGUGUACGGUCACAAAUCAUCCCUUUUUAUAACUGUAAAAUUUCUGUAAAUAAACGCUUAAAGUAAAUAUUUUUAACAAAAUGCUGCUGUUAGU